Messenger RNA from Capsaspora owczarzaki ATCC 30864, 2580 nucleotides. RefSeq lists its product as hypothetical. The record is from RefSeq and is a predicted model, not a curated record. Lineage: Eukaryota; Filasterea; Ministeriida; Capsasporidae. The transcript has a single exon. The coding region runs from base 95 to 2281 and encodes 728 amino acids.
CUUUUUUUAAAAUUUGAACUUUUUUUUUUAUUUUUUCUAUUUUUUACCGUUUUUUUUUUUCAGAGCUUUUUGAUUUUUGAAGAACAGCAAAAGAAUGGAAUCGAGCGCAGAUCGGAACGAGAGCCAGAGCGAGAGCGAGAGCCAGAGCCAGAGCGAGACCGCUGCUACGACGACGAGUGCCGAUACGACUACGACGAGUGCCACAAGCCAACAGCCGUCAACCCCAACAAAGUCAAGACUCGCAGCAAUCCGCCCGCAGCCGAUUGCAACCAACAGCAGCUCACCACAGGGCGGCGGAUCAGGCGCAGGAGCAGGCACAGGAGCAGGCACAGGAGCAGGCGCGUCUCCACUGCCAAAGCGCCCGCUGGUCUUCCUGACGAGCGGCAUGUCCCGCGUCGGAUACGCCACCGUCAGCAGGCUCAUGAAGACGCCAGAGGCAUUCAACGUGCGUGCAGGCGCGCUGGCGACCCCGCAUCCGCCGGGUGGUGGUGGUGGUGGUGGUGGAUUGGCCUCACCGCGUCAUCCGCCCUCGCCCAGACGCCAGUCGUCCGACGCCGUCACGUCAAUGAGCUCGGGCUCGAGCCUGCUGCACACGCGACCUACUACUACUACUGCUGCCGCCGCUGCUGCUGGAUCACUUGCAGAGGGCGGGAGUGUCGCCGAAGAGCCGAAUAAUUCGCUCGGCAUCCCCGGCCAGCAACGAUCCUCAACGACGUCUCCAGGAACGCCGCGACGUGCAUCAAGCGAUGUCUCCAACUUGAAUCCUGCGCAGGUUGCGGCGAUGGAGGCUCGCAGGGCCAAGCGCAGCGCGUCGUUCAACCAAUUCACGUCCAGCUUGGGCAUUGCCGAAGGCUCCUCCGAGAUGGACUUGGCGCUGCUCGACUCUGCAGAGACGUCCAUGCGCGGCGCAGACUACCUCUUCAUCAUCCCUCCAGCAGGGCCGAACGCGCUGGAGAAGGUGUUGAACUACCUGGUCGCCGCCAAGUCGCUCGAGACUGCCAUUCGUCACAUUGUGCUGCUCUCGGUCACUGGUGCCGAGUUGGGCGCUGGUCCAGCAGCAGCAGCAGCAGCAGCAGCUUCUAGCGGUCCGAUAGACAAUGCGACCGCUGCCCAGCUGGCUGCGUCGCUCAGCCCGGUAUCGUCGGGACCGCAACCCGUCGCGCCAGGGACUCUGCCAACAACAGGGCCACCGCCAGCUUCGUGGGUUCCGUUCGCCAGGCUCUUCCUGAUGAUGGAGAAGAGUGUGGCCGAGUCUGGCAUUCCGUACACCAUCAUUCGCUGCCCAAUGUUCCAAGAAACGCUGCACGCCUGGACCAAGUACUUGCACAACGAGGUCUUCCCGUUGCCGCUCAACUCUUCCAGCUUUUGCCCAAUCAGCGUGCAUGAUGUGGCCAAGGCCGUCUCCGUCAUCUUCUCUGCGCCCCACAAGCACGAAAACAUGAUUUACACCCUCACUGGCCACAAGGCGUACAGCGGCGCAGAUGCGGCCAAAUCAGCUGCCAAGGUUUUGCAACAAAAGGUCAACCACGUUAAUCAGCAGCUGAGCGUCACCCGCAAGUUCCUCGGCGAGUUUUACUUUGAUGCCAGCGCGCCAACCGUCGGCGCCCCAGGCCUGGCGUCGGCAACGGGCGCGAUGGGCAGUAGCUCGAGCAUUUCGUCCACCGGCUCCUCUGCCAGCACAUCCACGAUGGGCGGAGGGCGCAAGGCUCAUCAUUCAGAUCCAGCCACCAUCCCCUGGCGCGUCGACUUUACCUUGGCCAUGUUUGAGCUGUACGCGUCUGGGAUUGGUGUCGCAGGCCAGCUCAACACGCACGAGUUUGCCAAGCUCUGCGGCCGCGAGGCUGCCUCCUUGUCGGACUACUUUCGGGAAAAUGUGGAGCUGUUUGCCACCGAUCCCGUCAAAGCGCGGAAAUCCGUGUCCGGUUCGGUCAAGGGCUUUUUGCGCUCGUCCUUCUCAACGUCCUCCAACAGCCUCACCCCACCCAGCAUGCUCGCCAAGUCAAAGUCGUUCAACAAGCGGACGGAGGAGAUUAGCGCCCUGACAGACGGCGGGCCUCGCUCCCCACUUGCGAUCGGGGAAUCCACUGGAGCACGGUCUCUCUCGCGCUCGGCUUCUGGCGAAAUGACGCGUUCGAUGCGCAAGUCAGCCUCCGGUGAGAUACGGUCGCCGCCCACCCCAACUCAGACUGCAGCACCAGCGGUUUUCUCGACUGCCGCCGCGGCGUCGUCUCCAAAAGCGCCUGCUGACCGGAAUUCAUUCCUUGCAGGGUCUGCAGUUUAAGCUCAAGAACGGAGGAAGGCACGACUUUCUGUUUCUUGCUGGAAGGCGUUCGCUCUUCUCCACUUUUCUUAGUGAACCGCCGAUCGUUUACAUUACUUGAUUUCCGGUUGUCUGUUUUCUCUCUUCUGCUCAUUAUUCCUAGCCUUCUGUGCUGUGAUCCCAUGCUCGAUUAUUGUUUGUUUUGUUUCCUUGUUUGUUUGUUGGCUGCACGUUGUCGUUGCUGCUUCUGUUGAGGUUUUCGUCAUGGUUGGUUGUCUGAGUUGCAUUGUGAAAAUACGAUGGAUUUUGUUCCUGCUGUC